Neurospora tetrasperma FGSC 2508 is the source of this 298-nucleotide messenger RNA. RefSeq lists its product as uncharacterized. The coding region runs from base 1 to 183 and encodes 60 amino acids. The record is from RefSeq and is a predicted model, not a curated record. The transcript is spliced from 2 exons. Gene Ontology annotation, biological process: protein secretion. Lineage: Eukaryota; Fungi; Ascomycota; Sordariomycetes; Sordariales; Sordariaceae.
AUGCCUGCCCCAGUUUACAUCAUCUCUCGGGUUGCGGAUCCCAUCUUUGCCGUCUUCAUCGGCGUUUCCGCUGCGGCUUUGAGAAUCAACCGCGAGGAGAAGGAGAAAGGCCGCACCACCCAGGAGAUCUUCCAGGUUGCUCGUCGGCGCCUUGGUCUCACCUCGACUGCCAAGAGCUCGUAAGCUACUACUAUCUGAUCAUGUCAACAUGAUGCAGUCACUUGGUACCGAGAAACAGACGGUUGCGGCCAUGGUCGCGCCUUCCUUUUCGUAAAAUUUCUCAUCACCAUUAUCCCAC